This is a messenger RNA of Frieseomelitta varia, 1504 nucleotides long. RefSeq names its product guanine deaminase (gene DhpD). Lineage: Eukaryota; Metazoa; Arthropoda; Insecta; Hymenoptera; Apidae. Gene Ontology annotation, biological process: guanine catabolic process. Bases 35 to 1336 code for a protein of 433 amino acids. Gene Ontology annotation, molecular function: guanine deaminase activity; zinc ion binding. The transcript is spliced from 8 exons. Gene Ontology annotation, cellular component: cytosol. The record is from RefSeq and is a predicted model, not a curated record.
UUGCAGUAAAUUUGGUAUAUUAAGAAAAUUUACAAUGUCUCAAUCUUCCGAAGAAAAAAUAUUUAUUGGUUCGUUUAUUCACUCUAACGAAUGUGGAGAGUUAAUUGUCAUCGAUCGUGGUAUGAUACACGUUAAAAACGGCAAGAUCUCCAAUAUAAUAAUAAACCCGAGUUCAAAUGAUGAAAAAAAUAAAAAUGUCAUUGUUCUUAACAACACUCAAUUUUUAAUACCAGGAUUUGUUGAUUGUCAUAUUCAUGCAGUUCAACUUCCUAAUUUAGGAGUUGGAUAUGAUAAAGAACUUCUAGAGUGGUUAGAACAUUAUACUUUUCCUCUAGAAAAGAAAUAUAUAGACGAAAAAUUUGCUGAACAAGUAUUUAAUACAGUUGUGAAACAGACUAUAAAGAGUGGAACAACGACAGCAUGUUAUUUUGCAGCUCUCUAUCCAAAAGCAUCUGUAAUACUUGGACAAACAGUGAUUAGUAAGGGUCAACGUGCUUUAAUUGGGAAAAUAAGUAUGAAUAUAACACGUAGUGAUAAUUAUUAUGAAACUACUGAAGAGUCUAUAAUAAAUAUAAAUAAAUUUAUAGAGGAUCUGAUUAAAUUAAAUAGUCCUCUAAUAAAACCAGUUAUAACACCAAGAUUUGCUUUAAGCUGUGAUAUGACACUAAUGAAAAAAUUGGGAAAAUUAGCAAAAGAAAAAGAUCUUCAUGUACAGACUCAUGUAUCAGAAAAUUUAGAUGAAAUAGAAGCUGUAAAGAACAUGUUUCCUGAAUAUCCAUCAUAUACAGCUGUAUAUGAUGGAGCUGGACUUCUUACAUGUAAAACAGUAUUAGCACAUGGAAUAUAUCUUUCAGAUGAUGAAAUUGCAUUAUUAAAUGAACGUGGUACAGCAAUUGUACAUUGUCCUUCAUCAAAUACAUGUUUAAAAAGUGGUCUUUGUGAUGUUCAAAGACUAAAAAGCAAAAGCAUCAAGAUUGGUCUUGGUACAGAUGUAUCAGGUGGACAGAGUUGUAGUAUUUUAGAUGCAAUAAGAUCAGCUUUGCAAGUAUCAAUCCAUUUAUCCUUAAUUAAGGAAAAUUAUAAGGCACUUAAUUAUAAAGAUGUAUUUCACAUGGCAACUUUAGGAGGUGCAGCAGCCCUUGCAAUGGAUAAUCAGAUAGGAAAUUUCGAAGUUGGUAAAGAAUUUGAUGCUCUUGUUAUAGAUAUAGACAUAAGUGAUGGACUUUUGAAUAAUUUGCAAAGCAGUACCUUAGAAGAACGACUUCAAAAAUUUAUAUAUUCCGGAGAUGAUCGUAAUAUUGUUGAAGUAUAUGUAAGUGGGCGUAAAGUUAAAUAAUUUAUAUUCUUGAUAUUUUAUAUCUAUCAACUGACAUAGAGACAAUGAAUAAAGACAAUUUUUUUUAAUUGUAUAUAAUAAUGCAAUCACAAUUACUUUAAUAAUGUGCUUGCAGUAUCUGUAAAAAAAUAAUCAUAAGUUAUUUGUAUAAUUUAAUAAAUGAAAUAU